This is a messenger RNA of Hemisphaericaspora subhashii, 1194 nucleotides long. It is a transcript of the gene STN1, whose product is annotated as Stn1p. Bases 1 to 1194 code for a protein of 397 amino acids. NCBI's taxonomy places the organism in Eukaryota, Fungi, Ascomycota, Pichiomycetes, Serinales, Debaryomycetaceae. The transcript has 2 exons. The record is from RefSeq and is a predicted model, not a curated record.
AUGACAGAUACAACAGCACCAACCAAUAAUAUCGACUGGGGCCCAGGAGAAAACCAUAUUGCAUUACGUUGGCAAAACAAAACAUUCUACGUUCCAGAAUUAUUCCAUCGUUCACCAACUUAUAUAUAUCGAGAUUUUGAAGGGGAUUCUGGGAGGAAUUUUAUUUUGAUUACCAUUGAUGAUUGUUCAAAUGAAAGGAAUCUGAGUAUUGGCGUUAAGAUUAUUGAGAAUGAUUAUUUGGCGGCUGGAUUGAAAUUUGAUCAGAAUUAUGGAAGGAUUAUACGAGUUGAGGGAAGGAUUAUGAAUUAUCGACAGAGAGAGAUUCAUGCGGAUAGGGUUGAAGUAAUUGGUCGAAAGAGAGAUUUCCAUGUUGAAGUACAAUCUUGGAGAGAGAAGAUUGAAUAUAGGAAGAAAUUAGAGGAACCUUGGAUAUUUGAACCUAAUAAUGUUGUCACGAAUCAGAAUGUUCAUUUUACUUUUGAACCUGCAGAAUUGAAAAGAAGAGAGGCUAGAAGGGAACUAAUACUUAGCUCUCAGGAAGAGCAACCCGUAUCUGUGAUUGAGGAUAGUAUAAACCUAGCCAGGAAUUCCGGAGCGAUUGAACACCUGGAUGAUACCGGUGAUGAAACUGACGAUGAACCUAUUGUCGUACAAGUAAAUGAUAAAACAGUCAAAAUCAUCACUGAGUUCCAACUAACAUUCGCAAUCAUCAAAUGGAUAAUCCUGAAAGAAUUCAAACCUUUCAAGCUUGCACAACUUUUUCAUGAUCGUAACAUAUCUGAACUAUUAACAGAUUUAACAAGUUUGCAACUUGCGUCUAUUCACUUGCCAGUCAAAACCCAUCCACUAUCAUUUGAAGAGUCACGGACGGUGGUUUUCCAAAGGAUUAGACAUAAUUUACAAAAAAAUUACAAACUUAUCUCAACUUCCAAAUCACAAAACGUUAGACUGAGUAAUCUACAUUAUUUAUAUGAACAUAUAAAGAAAUGUUUGAAUAGACUCAAAAGCGCAAAAGAUCAGGUAUUCGACGUACAGUAUUAUUUAUCGGUAAUUAAACAAAAAGGUUUAGUAGGAGAGGAAUUAGGAUAUAAAUUAGUUAAUGGGAUUAUAGACUAUAUCAUAACGGAUGAUUUUCGGGAUCGGACAAAUUGGAAAUAUGAUCCCAGGUUAAUUCAAUGGAGUUGUAUAGGAUAA